Molecule: messenger RNA, 1892 nt
Organism: Pyrus x bretschneideri (Chinese white pear)
Lineage: Eukaryota; Viridiplantae; Streptophyta; Magnoliopsida; Rosales; Rosaceae
Product: putative B3 domain-containing protein At5g58280
Exons: 7
Coding region: 174-1640 (488 amino acids)
Molecular function (GO): DNA binding
Source: RefSeq, a predicted model, not a curated record
CUUUCUUUACCUUGUUCAACGCGCCACUCUCUCCACUCCCUCCACUCUCCACACUCUCUUUACCCGCAGCCCCAAUAACUCGACUCUCGUUUUCUCAAUCGCCGAUCCCACUCUUCUCCCAUCGAUCUCACCUCCGCUUCCCGCCGUUGUAUCGAAUCCGUUUCCGACCGAAAAUGGUAGCCAUCGCCGCCACCACUUACGAAGAAGCUCGCAACCAGCGUCUCGAAGAAAACAAAAGGAAAUUUCAGGAUUUGGGAAUCUCAAGCAUUUCAAAGACAUUGACUCACUUGACUGCUUCUCCGAACAAGACCCAGCAUCGUGUCUCGAAACCAAAAGCAAGGAAUGCUUGUUUGGAUAUAGAGCCGAGAAGGUCUUCCCGUCAACGCAAUACAGUUCAAACGUAUCGUGACGAAGUUGACAUAGACCUUUCGCCCUUGAGAAAGAGGUCGAGGUCGAGGUCGAGUUCAUCUUUUUGUGGAAGCUACCUUGCGAGGCCGAUGGAAGAAGUCAGACUUUGUUCUUAUGAAGAAAGGCAAGCUGCUCUUAAAGCUGCAGAGAAGCUUCUGGAGAAUCUACAAACUGAUAAUCCAUCUUUCGUCAAAACGAUGGUUCGAUCGCAUGUUUAUAGCUGUUUUUGGUUGGGUCUUCCCACAAGAUUUUGUGAUGAAUAUCUCUCAAAAAGGGGCUCAGAUAUGGUGCUGGAGGAUGAACAUGGCAAAGAGUACGAUGCUGUCUACAUUGGCACGAGAACUGGGCUUAGUGGGGGCUGGAGAGCGUUUGCACUGGAACACAAGUUGGAUGAUGGUGAUGCACUUGUAUUCGAACUGACUGAACCCACAAGAUUUAAGAUCUACAUUGUCAAAGUAUCAUCAAUGUCCAGUAUAAAAAGCAUUGUGGACAAAGAAGAUAUUCCCAGUGCUGAAAAUACAUCGAAGACAGCCGUGAAGCCUAACUCAGAAUCAACUCAAAAACGAAGAACUAAGAGAGGUUCUGUGUCUGAGAUUGAUGACUCACAACCUUCCCCGGGCUCAGAAUCAGAUCAGAGGCGAAGGUCAAAGACAGGUAUUGUAGCUCCAACGGAUGACGCAAAAGUUCCCACAGACUUGGAAUCAAAUCAGAUAAGAAGGUCAAAGAGAGGGGCUGCGCCUGUAGCAGAUGACUCAAAAACCAACAUCAACUCUGAAUCAAAUCAGCUACGAAGGUCAAGGAGAGGUACUGUGCCUGCAGUGGAUGACACAAAAGCUUCGCCUGACUUGGGAUCAGAUCAGAAACGAAGGUCCAAGAGAGGUACUGUGCCUGCAAUGGAUGACACAAAAGCGUCGCCAGACUUGGGAUCAGAUCAGAAACGAAGGUCCAAGAGAGGUGUCGUGCCUGAAAUGGAUGGCCUAGAAACCUCUCCCAAGCUUUCCACAGAGAGCCCCAAAGGUUGUGAAACCAAGCAGGAAGUCUCUGCAAUGAAGGUGGAUGAAGUUGCUCCUAAACAAGUGGGAAAGAAAGCUAAAGCAAACAGAGUACGUCUCAUAGAGAGUCCAGAAGGCUGUGAAGUCAAACCCGAAGAAACGGAGGAGAAACCCGAGGUACCAGAGAAUAAACCUAGAAAGAAAGUAGUGAAGCAAAGGCUUUUCCGAAAGAGAGCGUAGCUGGAGAGAGUGACGAAGAAAGCUUAACAACUUGUCGGCAUCGUAGAUUUUAGCUGCGGUUAUCGAGAUACGUCUCGUAGGUGAAGGUUAUUUGGACAAGGCACUUGAAUUUCGGUUCUCAGUGAAACCAUCCCAAUCUCUUGGAUUUUGACUCAACAUUUUGAACUUGCCUUGACAAAAUUAAAAUGGCAUAAUAUUAUGUGUCUUGUAUAAUUUGGAGACAAAUCUUUUAUCUUGUCGAUUGCAACUGGA